CUCAGAAUGGUGUGGAGCUGAGGGAAAAAGCCGUUAGUUUGUGGAGGAGAAACCGAGAGCGUCCAUGUCUCGUCCACUCAUGACAACACGCUGACAAAGUUGUUUGGCAGCAAUGUCGAGAGAAAACACCACCCGGAGUCUGGACAGUAUAGACCUCGCUGCGCUGAGAGACCCAGCGGGGAUCUUUGAGUUGGUGGAGGUAGUCGGCAAUGGAACCUACGGUCAAGUGUACAAGGGUCGUCAUGUCAAGACAGGCCAGCUGGCAGCUAUCAAAGUCAUGGAAGUCACAGAGGAGGAAGAAGAGGAGAUAAAGCUGGAAAUCAACAUGUUAAAGAGCUACUCUCACCACAGAAACAUUGCCACGUACUAUGGAGCUUUUAUUAGGAAAAGUCCUGCUGGACAGGACCACCAACUCUGGUUGGUGAUGGAGUACUGUGGAGCCGGCUCAGUAACCGACUUGGUUAAGAAGACGAAGGGAAACUGUCUGAAAGAGGAUUGGAUAGCUUACAUCUGCAGAGAGGUGCUCAGGGGUCUUUCCCAUCUUCACUCCCAUCAUGUGAUUCACAGAGACAUUAAGGGGCAAAAUGUUUUGCUCACAGAGAAUGCUGAAGUCAAACUGGUUGACUUUGGAGUGUCGGCUCAGCUGGACAAGACUAUUGGACGAAGGAACACCUUCAUUGGUACUCCUUACUGGAUGGCUCCUGAGGUCAUCGCCUGUGACGAGAACCCUGAUUCCACCUAUGACUACAGGAGUGACCUCUGGUCUUUAGGCAUCACCGCUUUAGAGAUGGCUGAAGGAGCCCCUCCUCUGUGUGACAUGCAUCCAAUGAGAGCACUGUUUCUAAUUCCAAGAAACCCUCCACCAAAACUUAAAUCAAAGAAAUGGUCAAAACGCUUCCUGUCAUUUGUUGAUAACUGUCUGGUCAAGAGCCACCUGCAUCGACCCACCACUGAGGCCCUGCUGAGACACGCCUUCAUCCGAGACCUGGCUAAUGAGAGACAAGUUCGCAUCAUGCUCAAAGAUCACCUGGACAGAACCAGGAAGAAGAGAGAGAAAGAGGGUCCAGAGUAUGAGUACAGUGGCAGUGAAGAGGAGGAUGACGAGGUAACAGAGGAGGAAGGAGAACCCAGCUCCAUAGUGAAUGUCCCUGGUGAAUGGACGUUGAGACGGGAGUUUCUUCGUUUACAGACAGAAGAUCAUGAAGGAGGCAGAGAAAGAGGUCGUGAAGGAAGUGCUGGUCAACAAAGACAGCAGGUGUUGCAGCAGCACAGACAGCAGCUGGCAGAGCAGGAACGAUACAAGCAGCAGUUGGUUGCUGACAGGCAGAAGAGGAUCCAGCAGCAGCAUGAGCAACGGCAGAAGUUAGAGGAUCAGCAGAGGCAGCAGCUGACAGACUGUGCCUUUCAGUGGGCAGAGCUUCAGGAAAUCUUGCUCGGGGAAGAAUCCGAUCUCCAUGACAACAAAAUCUUAUUGGAUGAGAGAAACAGGAGGAGUGACAGGAGGCCGGAUCAGGCGAGCAGAAAGCGAAGUGCCGAUGUGUCAGUAAGGCCUCUGGACUCCACAGGAGAGCAGAGAGCCGUGGCUCCAAACCAACUGCUUCAGACUAAGUCCCAGCCUCAGCUACAGCCACAGUCCAAGCCCCAGACUGUGGCCCAGCAUCAGCAGCCCUCAGCGGCCAGAAGAUCCCACCGCACCCUGCCCAAGGACCAAACCCAGCUCCUGUCGCUGCAGCACGACCACAGACACAGGGAGAGAGAGAGAGAAAGAGAGAGACAGAGGCAGAGAGAAAAGCCUGUGGCAGCUGUCCAGAAGCUAACAGCUAAAAGUGGGAGCACAGCAGCUGCUGCUGCUGCCGCUGCUGCUGCCGCCGCCGCUGCUGCUGCUGCUGCUGCUGCUUCCUCGCCCAGCCGCCCUGCAAACAGCCAGCGCUCAGCGAUGGACGUCCAAGAAUCAAACUUGGCCAGGCUGCUCUUGGCUGCUGGUCUUCCCAGCCAGGUGCACUCAAGGCUGGGCUCUGGGAGCAGCUCUAGUCCUUGUACGCCAGCCAUGCAGAGAGCUCAUCUCAGCCAGAAUGCCAAUCUGCGGUCUAGUCGAGACACCCCUCACAGCAGCUCUAUGUCAGAUAUGGCUCUUUCCCCCCUGUCCCCAUUCUCUCCCAUGUCCCUCAGUGAUGAUGUUUUCUGGGACCCGACUGGUGCACCUCCCAAAGUGCCAGAACGCACUACCUCCAAGUUCUACUGUAGAGAGUUGGUGAUGGGACACAAGAGGGCGGCUUCAAGUGGCGGUCCAGUGUCUGGCGCAGAUAAAGGAGGAAGGUCUGUAUUCCAGGGAGACUCCUCGAGCAGCAGCAGCAGCAGCAACCACCCAGGUUACUUCAAGCUGGAGAGUCCUCUUCUCCAUCACCGUCUACAGCAGCACAGAAACACACAAGAAAACAUAACCAGUGGACAUACACAAGCUGUCAAAUCUGGUCCCGUCCGCCUGAACAAAGCCACAGAAUACUCAUCUUCCAGUGAUGAGAUCAGUAGCAGUGAUGAGGAAGAGAGGAGCAGGUCUGCUCUGUGCAAUGGAAAAGGGAAACACUUCAGAGGAAUCCCUGAUGGUAUCGUCCUGCAACCUCACCACAAUCUCCACCAGUCCUCACGGAUGGGUUCAGAUGAUAACUACCUGCUGCCAGACCUUCUGCAGAAAACCUCUCCCUCCAGUCCUACCCGUAAUGCACUGGGGCAACAGCAACACACACAUGAACUCAGCUACUCGCAGUUGCCCACAGCCCCUCGAUGCGCCACACAUCAGGAACUCAAUGCAAAUCUGGCUGCUGGCAGUCCUCAUGGAAAAAACACCUCCUCAUCUUCCUCUUCCUCCUUCUUGUCCUUCAUCGAUCCAAGAUUGAUCCCCAUAUCUUCACCACCACAGAGCCCGACAGGCGGUAAGGAUGAGCCAGUCAAGCGAGAGAACCACAGGAAAGGCUCUGUGGUGAACGUGAACCCGACCAACAUUCGACCACAGAGCGACUCUCCAGAGAUCCGCAAAUACAAGAAGAAAUUCAACACAGAGGUUCUCUGUGCUGGACUAUGGGGUGUGAACUUGUUGGUGGGGACAGAGAAUGGUCUGUGGCUACUGGACCGAAGUGGUCAAGGGAAAGUCUACUCUCUCAUCAGCAGACGAAGGUUUCAGCAGAUGGACGUGCUGGAGGGUCUUAAUGUUCUCAUCACUAUAUCAGGUAAAAAGAACAAACUCCGCCUGUACUACCUGUCCUGGUUGAGGAACAAAAUCCUCCAUAAUGACCCAGAGGUGGAGAAGAGACUAGGUUGGACUUCAGUAGGUGACCUGGAGGGUUGUGUCCACUAUAAAGUGGUGCGUUACGAGAAAAUAAAGUUUCUAGUGAUUGCUCUGAAGAACGCUGUGGAAGUGUACGCCUGGGCCCCGAAACCCUACCACAAGUUCAUGGCCUUCAAGUCAUUCAGAUCUUUGCCUCAAAAACCACUGUCUGUUGACCUGACUGUGGAGGAAGGUCAGAGGUUGAAAGUCAUCUACGGGUCCCUGUCCGGUUUCCACGCCAUUGAUGUCGACUCUGGAACACCAUACGACCUAUACUUGCCUACACAUAUCCAGGGUUCCAUUCGUCCACAUGCCAUCAUUAUUUUGCCAAACAGCGCAGGAACAGAGGUUCUGGUUUGCUAUGAAGACGAGGGCGUCUACAUAGACACCUACGGACGCAUCACCAAGGACACGGUGCUGCAGUGGGGGGAGAUGCCUGCAUCAGUUGCCUACCUUCAGUCUAACCAGGUGAUGGGUUGGGGAGAAAAGGCCAUUGAAUUGAGGUCUGCCAACACAGGAAACCUGGAGGGUGUUUUCAUGCACAAAAAGGCACAAAAACUCAAGUUUCUAUGUGAGAGGAAUGACAAGAUAUUCUUCGCCUCGGUGCAGUCAGGAGGUAGCAGUCAGAUUUACUUCAUGACUCUUGGACAGAACUCGCUGUUCAACUGGUAAUGACUGGAAGGGUGAACUCUCCGAUCAACUGUUGAUGUCUGCCAUGAUCAUGCUGGGUUCUCCCAGUGAUGCCUUUGCAAAUUUGUGUGGGCGGACGUUGAUCUCCAUGGGCAGUAGACACCAUGGAAGGAUCAACUAAAUACUCCUGGAUCCAUUACUCCUGUCUUCUUUUCAUCUCUCCAGCUGCAGAAAAUAAUGCUUGAGCCUGAAACUCUGCUUCUUCAGCUAAACAGCACAAAAAUCAACAUUUUGGUGUCACACCCUUUGUCUGUGAAGAGUCAGAUCACGUGAAAAGCAACGUUGACUUUGCCUUGGAUCUGUCUCGCCCAGAUAUUUGGGUCCUGUUUUAUCAAAAUCUACCUGGAAUCAAACUGAAGGAUUAAUUCAGUUGAUUCCUCAUCAAAGCCACACCACUGGUCAACAUCUGGCCACAACACUCAUCUUUCCAUCUGAACGAAAACAGGAGUGCGUUCAUUUUGUUCCACAUUCAGCACCACUUCAUCUUCCCUGAACCUUUUUUCUAAAGACUUCCAUUGAAACUGUGACUCACUCAUUGUGUGUUGUUUGUCAGUUAUUCACUCAUACUUGCUUCCUCGGCUGUCUAGCAUUACUCGAUCAAAUGUUCUCAUCAAGACGAGAAGCAUUUUGUGCGCUUCUCUACUGUUCCCUGAUCCAUCUUCAUGAAAGCAGUCACUGUGUGCAAAGCAACAAAGACUAGAACGGACGCUGUUUGUCAACCUCAUUCCCGGACAUCAUCUCAUCAUUUCCAAGUCUAUGUAGGGAUCAAAAUGUGGAAUAAUAACAGUAAGUCAUUCCACUUUUUUGUUCUAAUUGCUUUUUUUGUCAAAGGUUUUUCUGGGUGUCAGUGCGCCAUCACGACCCUGUGUCAUUAUAGAUCCAAUCAGUUGUAUUUAACUGUAUCAUUAGCGAUAAUUAUACUGUCCAUACAAACCUAAUAAUGAGAACAAAUGUCAGGAUUAUUAGGUUGAGGGACCAUUGAGAAGAAACAGUUCUCUUAGAUUAUCAGGUCGUGCUUUUCCAAAUUUUCCAAACUGCAAGUUAACUCCUUUCUCAGCUUAGCCUGAAAUCAGCUGCAAAUUAGGCAAAAAAAACAAAGCAAAUAUUAUGGGAUUCCUUGGUACCAUUUCUCUUAGGUCCAAGUGUCAGCAUUCACUCUGUUCACAGAUCUGCUUUAUUGUAUUUUAGUCUUUGUAGAGCUGUUCACUUAACUGCAAGGACUACAUUCUGUAUAAAAGUAUACACAAAUACAAGUUAACUCCAUAUAAACAUGCAGUGGUUGAUGGAGUGUUUGAUAUCUUGGAUCUACUCUUUAAAGCCUAUUAGAUGUACAGUAUAUAAUAUUGUAAAGCACUGUUUUCUAAGUAUUGAAUAAUUGACAAGUCAUUUUAUGUACAGUAUGUUUACAGAACUGUAGGCUUAUGAAUGUGGAAUUCUAUCCCAAAACAGAGUUGUUGUGGUUUUUAAUGGUCUUAUAAAAGCUGUAAGCAUGGACAUGAGCUGUACCGACAGAGAACUUGAAGGCCCAUGUCCAGGUUUAUACACCUGGCUGACAUGUUCAAGAUCAAAUCAUGCUCUUUGCACAAUUGCCACCUUGUACAUGACUUUCUGUAAUAUAUCAUAACCUGACAUGGUUUUUAUGUUUCAACAUAGGAAACGUCUAAAGCCAGCUUGCAGUCAGUAUUUUAGAGAUUACUUUGGCUUCAAACUUGUUUCCUACACAACCCAACAUGGGACACACACUUGAGAUUUUUAUUUUAUUUGUUAACCUGGAUCUGAAGAGAUGAAGUUAGGAUGGAAGGGGUUGUUUUAAUAUGCAGAUUGGUUUUGUUAUUUACACAAUGAUCUUCAAAACAAGAAACCAAAGAUUGAGACUUUGAUACCCCCUUGAAUCUGUGUGAGAAAAAGUUGAAGGGAAAAGUAUACUGUGGAAGGAAGUAUGGCUGAGUGGCAGCAACUAUGGGAUGGGGAGAUGAAAGGAAGGCAUCUACAUGCAAUCCUCAACAGAGGAGGAAUAUGAAAGAGCAGGUCACAGGUGAAAAAUUGGGUAUAGCAUCUUAUGAGGAAACAUCUGACACUGUCAGGCACAUGAGACUGUACAGCACAUACUUAUUGGCUGUAAAAACAAGUGAAUCAGAGAGAAAGGACAUGAUGGAGGUAGUGAGACGAGCAGGGAUGACAGGAAGUUAAGUCUGUGUUUGAGUGUGCUGGGAAUGAGCAGGGUAGAAAGUCACAGAAAGAAUAAUGAAGUGGGUAGAGUUUGUGUUUUGAAGAUGGCAGUGGAUCGUAGAUGCAAGCUCCCAUUAAACCCCAUAGAAGAAGAGGAAAGUUUAAAAUGAACAAAUAACCAUUUAACACCUUAACAAUGUUGAAAUGUUAGAGCCUUAACAAAAUACAAAGGGUAUAUCACAUUAUUAUAAAUGGACAAAAGACUCCAAAACCCAGGACUGAUGCUAAUACUCAACAAAUAUGCAAAUGUAUGUUGCUAGCAGUGUUUUUAUUUGAAUAGCGUCCAUGUAUGUCUAGACUUAAACUGUGUAAAGUCUGGUGGAAGUGAAGAAAUCAUAAUUUUUUUACCUUCAAAUGUGAAUUUUCAGUUUAGUUUCUCAUUAUUUUAUUUUAGACUUUGUUUUCCUUAAUCAAAUGUAGCUUAAAAAGCUAAGUUAGCCAUGCAUUAUUCUCUAUAUGGUUCUCUAUGUGAUAUUUACUCUUGACUAUCGACAACAGCAGUAAAUGUUUUACUUGUAGUGAUGCUUAAAGUUAGAUUUUCAGUGUACAGCUGGUUCUGUCAGACUAAUUUAAACUGGAAACUGUCUUAUUGCUGAGUCGCUGCAUACAGGAACGUACAUUAAUGUUAGCAGGUCUGGUAGCUAACAUGGGCUAAGAUGUCAGAACUAUUUAAGGUUUCUCAUUAUACGGUUUCUCAUUAGCAUGUGGUUAAAACGGUAGCAACCCUCGCAAGUCAAAAUCUAGACUGCUUGCCAUGUGAAGUUGGAACCAAACAAGACUUUUGUGCCCAGUUUAAACCCUGCAGGCUACAAUAUUCCUUUUUUUUUGUUUGUUUUUAAAUCUUGACGAUCCAGAUGUACUGUAUGAUUGAAUAUGAAUUGUCUUUUUUGGUACAGGACUUGUCACGUGUUUAGCUCUGUGCUAGUUUGUGGUCAGCUUUGGUCUGCAUGGUCUGUCCAAGAUCCUGACCAAGGACCUGGCCAUUUAAGAGUCCACACAGAACAAAAGACCAAAUCAAAAUUAGUCCACAAUUAAUACAGUGACUCCACGAACAUCCUCAGUGUAUGUUCUAAAAAGUUUUUCAUUAAUCACAUGAUCGAGUUUGUAUAAAUGAUCAUGACAAUUUACAAGUUUUAAAAUACACCAAUAAUGUGUUUUUAAAACCAUAAUAAUGUACAAUUAUAUUAUAUUGCCAGAUUGUAUCGUGAUUUGGACCAACAUGUUUUCUUUAGACAAAUAACAACAACAGGUUGGUUAUUUUAGGGGAGCAAUGUUACAUUUCCUGUACAACUGAAAUUUAUCAAAUAGUUUUAUAUUUUUAUCAACACACUUUUAAUAGUGUGAUCUGUAUCUUUCUUCCUGCUGCUUCAAGACAUGGCAGAAAUCAGCUUAAGCCAUCGUCACACAUAUAUUUUGUGAGUUUGGAUAAAAAAUCAUUGAGAAGAAUUUCAGAGAGAGAUUUAUCACUUCCUCCUACACCUUCCACUUUAUGAGAUAAUGAUGGAUUCUGUUUCAGUCUCGCUGUGACUCACUUCUCCAACUCUCCCACUUUGUCAACACACCCCAUCUCUCUGCUGAUUGUUUUUCAUUCCUUCAGCUCUCUCCUCUGCACAUCUGCAUCUUCUUGUUCUUUACUCCCUCUCACCAUUCUCCACAUCUUUGCUCUCCUCUCUUAUUUUCUCUGAAGCUUGACGUUGUCUCUACUUUUCCUGCUUCUACUCUGGAGCACAGUGAUUCCCAAGGUCUGGCUUAGGGCCCUCAUAUGGGUAUAGGGGAUUUUUUGGGGGGGUCCACAAACAAAUGUGCUUAAGAUUUGUGGGUAUUACUUAAAUAACAUGCAUUAAAUCAAGCUUGCCAACAGAUAUGGCUGCAAAUGAGUCACUACAUUAUGCAGAAAUGUUGCUCUCAUCAUGAUCGAUUGCCACCUUUAAAAAGUGGGUUGUCAGUGUUAGAAGUAUGGAGACCCACAACGAAGAUCAGCCUUGGUGAUUCACGUCACCUCACGUUUCCAUGUUUUCCAUCAGAUUCUCUCCUUUGAAGCACAACAUUAUCCAUCUAUAUCUCAUCAAAAACUUCUGCAGAAUCUACAAAUGUCAGUGUAUCAAGAAAACCACACAAGUGAUUUUGUUGUUUUUGAAGUAGCAUGAAGUGUAAUACAGGGGGGGAAAAGGAACACAAUUGACCCUAAGUUUUAGUUGUGUGUUUAAAUGUUUAUGUAACUUGUGGCUGUUACAGUAGAAAAAGUUACAAAAUUAGUUCACACAAUUAUUAAUAUUUGUCCUAAACAUUAGCCACUGCAUUAGCUCCUGGUCAUACAAGACCGAGUAAGUCUGUAGUGAAA
This is a messenger RNA of Solea solea (common sole), 8582 nucleotides long. RefSeq names its product misshapen-like kinase 1. Bases 113 to 3994 code for a protein of 1293 amino acids. Gene Ontology annotation, biological process: protein phosphorylation. The record is from RefSeq and is a predicted model, not a curated record. The transcript is spliced from 33 exons. Lineage: Eukaryota; Metazoa; Chordata; Actinopteri; Pleuronectiformes; Soleidae. Gene Ontology annotation, molecular function: ATP binding; protein kinase activity.